Populus euphratica (Euphrates poplar) is the source of this 902-nucleotide messenger RNA. Its product is annotated as transmembrane ascorbate ferrireductase 1-like. NCBI's taxonomy places the organism in Eukaryota, Viridiplantae, Streptophyta, Magnoliopsida, Malpighiales, Salicaceae. The record is from RefSeq and is a predicted model, not a curated record. The coding region runs from base 74 to 754 and encodes 226 amino acids. The transcript is spliced from 4 exons. Gene Ontology annotation, molecular function: oxidoreductase activity.
CCCUUUUUCUUUUUUUCCCAGUUUUGAACUAUCAAGAUUUAAGAUUUUAGAAGAAGAAGAAGAAGACUCAAGCAUGGCUAUAGGGGUGGAAGCACUGCCAUUAACGUUUGUUGCGCAUGCGCUUGCUGCUGCUGCUGCUGUUAUGGUCUUGGUUUGGAAUCUAUAUUAUAGAGGUGGCUUAGCAUGGGAAGCCACUAACAAGAGUCUCAUCUUCAAUCUUCAUCCUGUUCUAAUGCUAAUUGGCUUGAUCAUCAUAGGAGGUGAAGCCAUUAUGAGUUACAAAUCUCUUCCUUUGAAGAAAGAAGUGAAGAAAGUAAUACAUCUUGUACUCCAUGCCAUUGCUAUAAUACUUGGUAGCGUUGGCAUUGCUGCCGCAUUCAAGAAUCAUAAUGAGAGUAACAUUGCCAACCUAUACAGCUUGCAUUCAUGGCUUGGCAUAUCCAUCAUUUCCCUUUAUGGUUUUCAGUGGAUAUAUGGGUUUAUUGUGUUCUUCUACCCCGGAGGGUCUACAAUAAUAAGGAGUGAGUCUCUCCCCUGGCAUGUGCUAUUUGGGAUUUUUGUAUAUAUUUUGGCUGUUGGCAAUGCUGCCUUAGGGUGUUUGGAGAAGCUUACUUUCCUUGAAAUCUCUGGAAUUGACAAGUAUGGUCCUGAGGCUUUGCUUGUCAACUUCACUGCUGUGGUUACAGUAUUAUAUGGUGCCUUUGUUAUAUUAUCAGUUCUUGGCCAGGCUCCCGUAGAAAACGACGAUAAAUAAGGCCUGUUUGUGUGUACAUGUAUAUAUUCCAUUAGCUGAAUUUUUAUUGAAGCUAUGACAUCUAGUUUUUGUAUCUGUACAUGUAAGAUUAUGAGCAUCAUCAUUAAAUAAUAAUAAUAAUAAUAAUAAUGGAGCUUAUGGUACUAAA